CAGGCAGAGUUAGAAAGAGUUUCGAAGUUGAUCUAGUAAAAGGAAACACCAUAGGCGCGUGCGAUUCACCUUCUAAUCCUCGAUUCAAAAUGUCCGGUCGCCACGAGAAGGAGAAAGGCGUGAAUGUGCAAGUCCUUCUGCGUUGCAGGCCGUUUAGUGAGGACGAGCUAAGAAACAACGCGCCGCAAGUCGUGACUUGUAAUGACUACCAGAGAGAGGUCUCCGUUUCGCAGAGUAUCGCCGGGAAGCAUAUCGAUAGGGUUUUCACUUUUGAUAAGGUUUUUGGUCCUUCAGCUCAGCAAAAAGAUUUAUAUGAACAAGCGAUGGUUCCUAUUGUGAAUGAAGUUUUGGAAGGUUUUAACUGUACCAUUUUUGCUUAUGGUCAAACUGGUACAGGGAAAACAUUCACGAUGGAGGGUGAAUGCAAAAGGUCAAAGAGCGGGCCCAAUGGAGAAUUGCCUGCAGAAGCAGGAGUCAUACCUAGAGCUGUUAAGCAGAUUUUUGAUACACUUGAGAGCCAGAAUGCAGAGUAUAGUGUGAAAGUUACUUUCUUAGAAUUGUACAAUGAGGAGAUCACUGAUCUACUUGCCCCGGAGGAAAUUGCAAGAGUUCCUUUGGAGGAGAAACAAAAAAAGCAGUUGCCUCUUAUGGAGGACGGGAAAGGUGGAGUACUUGUAAGAGGUUUGGAGGAGGAAAUUGUUACAAGUGCAAGUGAAAUUUUCACUCUACUGGAACGGGGAUCUGCAAAACGCAGAACUGCUGAAACUUUGUUAAAUAAACAAUCAAGUCGGUCGCAUUCUCUGUUUUGCAUCACGAUACACAUAAAGGAAGCUACCCCUGAGGGUGAAGAACUAAUUAAAUGUGGCAAACUGAAUUUGGUUGAUUUAGCUGGCUCAGAAAAUAUAUCUCGUUCUGGUGCUAGAGAGGGUCGUGCAAGAGAGGCUGGUGAAAUUAACAAAAGUUUACUUACUUUAGGGCGAGUCAUUAAUGCUCUUGUGGAGCAUCUUGGCCAUAUCCCAUACAGGGAUAGCAAGCUUACUCGGUUACUUCGUGAUUCACUCGGGGGAAGAACCAAGACAUGCAUUAUAGCUACAGUUUCUCCUGCAGUUCAUUGUCUGGAAGAGACCUUAAGUACACUGGAUUAUGCCCACAGGGCAAAGAAUAUUAAAAAUAAGCCCGAGAUUAACCAAAAAAUGAUGAAAUCAACUCUUAUAAAGGACCUCUAUGGUGAAAUUGAUCGACUUAAAGCUGAGGUUUAUGCUGCCCGUGAGAAAAAUGGCGUCUAUAUCCCAAAGGAGCGGUACUAUCAGGAGGAGAGUGAAAGGAAGGCUAUGGCUGAUCAGAUUGAACAAAUGGGGGUUCAGUUAGAAAACCAUCAGAAGCAACUUGAAGCAUUGCAAGAUAAAUAUGUUUCCCAGGUUCGACAGUGCUCUGAUUUGAGCAGCAAACUUGAACUGACUGAGAAAAACUUGAAUCAAACCAGUAAAUUGCUUGCCAACACUGAGGAAGAACUGAAGAAGUGUUGGUAUGCUCUAAAGGAGAAGGAUUUUGUUAUUUCUGAACAGAGAAAAGCAGAAAAUGCUCUGGCUCAUCAAGCAAGUGUUUUACGGUCUGACUUACAGAAAGCUCUUCAGGAUAACACAUCUUUGUUCCAAAAAAUUGGAAGAGAAGAUAAACUUAAUGCUGAUAACAGAUCAGUUGUUAUCAAUUUUCAACAGGAGCUUGCUCAACAAAUUGGCUCUCUUUGCAGCAUGGUGGACUCAUCAAUGUCUCAACAAAAUGAACACCUUAGGCAUGUUGAGGAUCUCUGCCGUUCCUUUUUAGACAUACACGAUAAGGUGGUUAUUGAUAUGAAGAAGAAAGUAACAGCUUCAAGGGCUUUGUAUAUUUCCCACAUGGAGGCAGUGCAAAAUGUUGUCCGUCUGCACAAAGCAAGCUCAAAUGCCUGUUUAGAUGAAAUUUCAGCUCUGGCUUCUUCUAAUGCACAGUCUAUUGAAGAUUUCCUAGCAGCAGAAGCUAAAGAAGCAGCUUCAAUAUAUGAUAAUCUUCAAACUACACUAUCAACUCAACAAGGAGAAAUGGCUCUCUUUGCAAGGGAACUGCGUCAGAGGUUCCUUGCAACUGUUGAGAAAACAAAGGACAUUUCUGAGUACACUAAUGGAUUUAUCCAGAACCUUUUAGAAGAGUCGAAAAGGUUAGAAAAUUAUGCAGUGAAAGCUGACGAAAUUCAAAUGAAGAGCAUUGCAGAUUUUCAGAAGGCUUAUGAGGAGCAGUCAAAGUCGGAUGCUGAAAAGCUUAUUGCUGAUAUGACUAAUUUAGUUUCAGAUCACAUUCGUCGUCAAAAGGACUUGGUGGACGCAAGGCUUGUUGAUCUUAGAGAAAGUGCCGCUGCAAACAAGACAUUUUUAGAUGGUCGCGUUACAUCGAUGGAGGGUAUCACGACAGAUGCUAAACGAAAAUGGCAGGCAUUUUCUAUGCAAGCAGAAAAUGAUGCCAAAGAUGGUGCUGAUAAUGCUUCUGCCAAACAUUGUCGUAUGGAGUUACUUCUACAGGAAUGUGUAAGCACUGGUGAAUCAGCCUUUAAGCAUUGGCAAAGGACCCGUGAAGUGGUGAAUGAGAUGGGGAGUAAACAUGUUUCUGCAUUAGUUUCACUUACCAGGAAUGCUUCUGAUAGUAACGAGCAGAAUGAUAUUGAGGUUGACACAGCUCGGGUGGCCGCAGAGCAAGAUGUGGCUGAAAACAGUGAAGAAGUCCUCCAGCAAAUUGAUUGUACAUCACAGCAGGAGCAGACUUCAAUAUCUGGAAUUUUAGAUGGUGUAAAGGCUCAUGAGAAAACGCUUGAACUAUUCCGGGGGAGUCACUCAGGGCAAGCUAUAUCCAUUAAUGAGAAGGCACAAGAAACCUUCCAGCAGCGAUAUAUGGAUUAUGACCCUACUGGCACAACUCCAACGAGGUGUGAAUCAGAGGCUCCUAGUAAGGGGACUAUUGACUCACUUAGAGCAAUGCCAAUGGAGUCUUUAAUUGAGGAGUUUCGAGAAAACAAUUCAUACGAAUCAUUUGAAGUGAAAGAAUUAAAACCGUCACUCAUACCACGUUCGCCGCUCACCCAAAUCAACUAAGAGCAGCUGAGGUCUCAUUUAUUUUUUUUGUGAGUUGGAAAUUAAAUUUGUAUCUGUAUCAUUAGUGUAAAACUGUUAUUAAUAGCUUCAUUUGAUGAUUGCUAGGAUACAGAAAGGUGGUGGUGGUGGUGGGGGGUAUAUUGCUAGUUUGUAGAAGGGUGUAGUAAUGAAUAAUCCCGUCUUGGGAUUGAAUCUUAUGGUUAAAACUGAGCAAUGUAAAUUUGAGGUAGACUCUAUCUACACUUGGGGGUCUAAGUUUUAUUGAAGAGUACUGGAUGUGUUGAGCAAUUUAUCGUUGUAAUGUAUUAUUGGCUUGAAAAAAACAUUGUCAAGCAGUGAUGUGAUUAUUUUGAAUCAUUUAGCUGCU
Messenger RNA from Pistacia vera, 3486 nucleotides. RefSeq names its product kinesin-like protein KIN-5C. NCBI's taxonomy places the organism in Eukaryota, Viridiplantae, Streptophyta, Magnoliopsida, Sapindales, Anacardiaceae. Gene Ontology annotation, biological process: microtubule-based movement. The coding region runs from base 90 to 3119 and encodes 1009 amino acids. The record is from RefSeq and is a predicted model, not a curated record. The transcript has 23 exons. Gene Ontology annotation, molecular function: microtubule binding; ATP binding; plus-end-directed microtubule motor activity.